GCUACUCAUUCCGUAGUUCGGGUUGUGCGUACGUCUCUAAUAACAGUUUUACUAAUUUUUAAAAAUGCAUUUUCUAACUAAAGAAUUUGUUCGACUGAUCCAAUUGCAACUUCUGCUCUACAUCAACGUUUUAACCAUUGCCCAACCGUCGGUCGAAAUAAAUUGCACAUACGCACAUAAAAUGUUGGGAAUACAGAGCGUCAUCCUCGGCAUAUUUUAUGAAUGCUUCAGCAACGAGACCAUAAAUGUAUCUGAACGAAACACGGCCGUGACCAAUGUGACCGGAAUGCACCUCCACACCUUGAAUAAUUCGAAUGUCCAGGGAAUUCACAUCAUCGGCGCUUCGUAUCUACCGACAGGCCUAGCGAAAUUUUUCCCAAACUUGAUUGGGCUCAGUGUGGAACAACAUUUGAAAGAAAUUACGAAAAAUGAUUUGGAACCAUUUCCGAACCUAAUUCAUCUGUGGUUGGUUCGUAAUCCAUUGGAAGUAAUCGAAAAGGAUCUUUUCAUGUACAAUCCAGACUUAGCGUACAUUUCGUUGAGACAAAAUUUUAUCAAAGAAAUCGAUUCGAAUGUUUUCGAUCACCUCGAUCGGCUAUCAAUACUUGAGCUCGAUCGCAAUGAAUGCAUAAACGAUAAUGCAGCUGGACGUUAUGACGUAAUGCGCCUCAUUAAACAAAUUAAGGAAAAAUGUGUAGUGGAACAAACAACUGAAACAACCGGUCCAGUCACAGCCCCUGCUAAAAUGAAAAUUACCCAACAAGAGCUAUUGAACGAAAAGGAAAUACUGACCGGAAAAGUGCACUUUUGGAAAAUUUUCAGCAUUGUCCUUUUGUUAAUAGCGGUGUUUGUGACGAUAGUUGUAAUGGGCGUGUUCAUCCAAAGGCAUGGUGGACAUAGUGUAAUGAAAUUCGUUUUAUUUAGAAAUUCUUAAAUUUAAACGAAAUAAAAUUAUAAUUUUACUCG
Molecule: messenger RNA, 966 nt
Organism: Bradysia coprophila
Lineage: Eukaryota; Metazoa; Arthropoda; Insecta; Diptera; Sciaridae
Molecular function (GO): protein binding
Source: RefSeq, a predicted model, not a curated record